CUUGGCAUCUCCUCUCUGCUUCUUGUUGAUAAAAAGAAUGAAGCUAAACGAGUCAAGAGGUGGUGAAACAGAGAAGCACAGGCGACAACAGCAACAUUUCGAUCACGAGCUAAAGAACAUGAUCUCUUCGUUAACCCACAUGGGAGGAGGAGGAGGAGGAGGAGAGAAGGCACAUGCAGGACCGAGCCAAUACGAAGAAGAAGAGGAUGGCGUCAGAGUCAUCACGCUUUCUGGAUCAAACCUUGGAGCAACCAUGAAGACAGAGCUUGACAACAAUCAUGGAGACAGCCACAAGAAUGGAGAUCAAGAGCUUGAGUUUUUGAGCACUUAUGUUAAUAGCAACUUCCAAGCUGUUAACAAUUCGAUUAUGAUAGGGGCCAAGUACGAGACUCAUGAUCCUGGUGUUCACCUUGACAUUUCCGGGGAUGUGGAGAAGCCUUCGAUGAAGGUACCCGCGAGGAGCUCAAGGGGAAAGAAAGGUAAAACUCCUGCAAGAAGUGACCGUCGAGAAUCUGAACAUACAAACUGAAUGGUGUAUCUUCAUGGACAAAGCAAUUUGAUUUGCUUCAGUAUUAAUUCUCUUUUGUAUUUCUUGUCUUACCUUCUCUAAAUAAUCAGAGAAGUGGUGCAUGCUAAAGCACUUUACUUUCUCUUCGAGGUUGUUGUUUUCGCUUGCGCUUACUAUAUAACAUGUUCUAUAUAUAUAGUCUAUUCUCAAUA
This is a messenger RNA of Capsella rubella, 720 nucleotides long. RefSeq lists its product as uncharacterized. The transcript has a single exon. The record is from RefSeq and is a predicted model, not a curated record. Lineage: Eukaryota; Viridiplantae; Streptophyta; Magnoliopsida; Brassicales; Brassicaceae. The coding region runs from base 38 to 529 and encodes 163 amino acids.